Alligator sinensis (Chinese alligator) is the source of this 1523-nucleotide messenger RNA. RefSeq names its product phospholipid-transporting ATPase IB. The transcript is spliced from 13 exons. Gene Ontology annotation, molecular function: ATP binding; ATP hydrolysis activity; ATPase-coupled intramembrane lipid carrier activity. The record is from RefSeq and is a predicted model, not a curated record. The coding region runs from base 94 to 1242 and encodes 382 amino acids. Gene Ontology annotation, cellular component: plasma membrane. Gene Ontology annotation, biological process: phospholipid translocation; neuron development. Lineage: Eukaryota; Metazoa; Chordata; Crocodylia; Alligatoridae.
AUUAGAAUUAAGUAGAUUUCUGUGGAGAGGGAAACGGUGCAUAAAUCGCAACAAAAAUGAGUGUCUCCUCUGCAGAAGUCUGAAAUAGUAGACAUGGUAAAGAAACAUGUAAAUGCUAUCACACUAGCCAUUGGGGAUGGUGCCAACGACGUGGGAAUGAUCCAGACUGCACACGUGGGUGUCGGGAUCAGUGGGAAUGAGGGCAUGCAGGCAACCAACUCCUCCGAUUACGCCAUAGCACAGUUUUCCUACUUGGAGAAGCUAUUAUUAGUCCAUGGAGCCUGGAGUUAUAAUCGAGUGACCAAGUGCAUAUUGUAUUGCUUCUACAAGAAUGUGGUCUUGUAUAUUAUUGAGCUUUGGUUUGCAUUUGUUAAUGGAUUUUCUGGACAGAUUUUAUUUGAGCGAUGGUGCAUCGGCUUGUACAACGUGAUUUUCACAGCAUUGCCACCCUUCACUCUGGGAAUCUUUGAGCGAUCAUGUACACAAGAGAGCAUGCUUAGAUUUCCCCAGCUAUACAAAAUUACUCAAAAUGCAGAUGGAUUCAACACACGGGUUUUCUGGGGUCACUGCAUCAAUGCCUUGAUACACUCCCUCAUUCUCUUCUGGUUUCCACUGAAAGUGCUGGAACAUGAUUCUGCAUUCACAAAUGGCCAAGCAAUAGACUAUUUAUUUGUUGGAAACAUAGUUUACACUUAUGUCGUCAUUACUGUUUGUUUGAAAGCUGGUUUAGAAACCACAGCAUGGACUAGAUUUAGUCACCUGGCAGUUUGGGGAAGCAUGCUGCUCUGGCUGGUGUUCUUUGGAGUAUAUUCUACCAUCUGGCCCACUUUCCCCAUUGCACCAGACAUGCUUGGACAGGCAGGGAUGGUGUUCAGAUGUGGAUAUUUCUGGUUUGGUUUAUUGCUGGUGCCCACUGCGUGCCUUCUUAAAGAUGUGGCCUGGAGAGCGGUGAAGCAUACCUACAAUAAAACGCUGCUGGAACAGGUUCAGGAGUUGGAAACAAAGUCCAGAGAGCUGGGGAAAGCUGUGCUUCGUGACAGUAAUGGAAAGAGCGUAAAUGAACGUGAUCACUUAUUAAAAAGGCUUGGCAGGAAGACUCCUCCAAGUCUCUUCCGUGCUCAUUCUGUCCAGCAAGGCGUAUCACAUGGAUAUGCAUUUUCUCAAGAAGAACAUGGAGUUGUUUCCCAGUCGCAAGUUGUUCGAUCCUAUGACACAACUAAAAAGAGAGAUGGAAUAGAAUAACACAAGUCUUUCCCUGAUUGGUGGUGGGAAUAAUGAGAUUCGGAUCAGUGCAUCCACUGUUAACACAUCCUUGACUAAGGUUGGCAGCAGCAGCCAAAACACCGGAAAAUCAUUUCUGUGGCCUUAGCCAACAAGUUUAUGUAUUCCCCAGCAAACCUUGAGCACACAUUGUGGGGAACUCGUUGUUUGGAUUCAAUCGCAAUGCUCUGCCUAAUUUUUGUUUAUGUUGUUAUGAAGCAUUUGACUGUGCUAUGUGAGGUGUGAAAUUAAAAACAUCAUGU